GCUUAGAAACAAAUACAAACAUUAUUCUUCACUCCUUCAUGCUUGUAAACAUGAUUGCAGAAUCUGUUCUCGAUGAAACAAUUCAAAGGAUCGAUGCUAAAACCCUUCUUCUCAAAGAACGCGAGAAGCUUCUCGAGGACAUGGAAAACAAGAUCACUUAUCUUCGGUCUGUUCAAUCCAGUCUUAAGGAUGAGUCGUUACUUGCUGAUGAAAGGCUUAAAGCUUUACAAGAGGAGGUACAUUUGCUUUGGGAUGUUUCGAGAAAGAACAACUUUGAACUUCACGUUUUGGAAUUGAAAGCGCAGGACGCUGAGGAAAGGCUCGAAGCUGUUACUUCGAAAGUUGAGAAGACGGCAGAAGUUGUUACAGAGCAAUGGAUUCAGAUUCAACAUCGUGAGCAGGCACUUCAAAUUGCACAAAUUAGGGCAUUGCAAUAUCAAAGGCAAAGGUGUAUGAGAUGCACAUUCUUGAAGUUUAUUAGUGACCAUUCUGAAAUACAUCUUCCAAAGAUGUUUGGGGCAGUGGAACAUUAUUCAUUUGGACUAGGAUCUACCAUGAAUUACUACAUGUCUCAAGCUUUUCCACAAUCGAGAAGAUUUUACUCAGCAACUAAAAAAUAUCACCAUGAGGUAUGCUUAACAUUGCAAUGGGAUUUUGUAGGAUUGAUGUAUCUGAAAAAUAAUCAUGUCACUCUUGAUGGUCUUUACAUGUGA
This is a messenger RNA of Hibiscus syriacus, 713 nucleotides long. RefSeq lists its product as uncharacterized. The transcript is spliced from 6 exons. The record is from RefSeq and is a predicted model, not a curated record. Lineage: Eukaryota; Viridiplantae; Streptophyta; Magnoliopsida; Malvales; Malvaceae. The coding region runs from base 39 to 713 and encodes 224 amino acids.